AUGUUCAAAUACACUUGGAAAUCACUUAAUCGCCCCACCGCUGCUGCCUUGAUUCCCAGAGGCAGAUCAACUUCCAAUUCUACCAGCCUACUGGCCACAGUUUGGAAGCAAUUGUUUUCAUCUGGCCAUGCUGUCAAACGUCCAUCUACUGAAAUAUCCUCGCUGCUCGAACAGAGGAUACAUAGGAUCAAAGGACCGCCUAACCUUGCUGAGUCUGGCCAUGUCUUGUCUGUGUGUGAUGGAAUUGUUCGCGCGUGCGGUUUGACGAAUGUUCAAGCUGAAGAGCUUGUUGAAUUUGAAUCUGGAGUAAAGGGGAUGUGUAUGAACCUGGAGUCUAGUUAUGUUGGUAUUGUGCUUUUCGGUUCUGAUCGUCUUGUUAAACAGAGUGAGCCUGUCUGGCGAACUGGCAAAAUUGUAGAUGUUCCUGUUGGUCCUAAGAUGCUAGGACGCGUGGUUGAUGCACUAGGAAACCCUAUUGACGGAAAGGGACUCAUCGAGACCACCGAAAGGAGUCGUGCCCAAAUUAAGGCUCCUGGUGUUUUACCUCGCCGUUCCGUGAAUCAACCUGUCCAAACUGGUCUAAAGGCCAUCGAUGCCAUGGUGCCUAUUGGCAGAGGCCAACGUGAACUGAUCAUUGGUGACCGACAGACUGGAAAGACCGCUAUCGCCCUGGACACGAUUUUGAAUCAACAAAUAUGGAACAACCAGAAUGACGAAUCAAAGAAGUUAUACUGCGUUUAUGUGGCUGUUGGACAGAAGCGGUCCACAGUAGCUCAGUUAGUCAAGACCCUGGAAGAAAAUGAUGCUAUGAAAUAUUCCAUUGUUGUGGCUGCCACGGCGUCUGAAGCUGCUCCUUUACAAUAUCUCGCUCCUUUCGCUGGCUGUGCUAUGGCGGAGUGGUUCCGAGACAAUGGUCAGCACGCCAUUAUCAUCUAUGAUGAUCUGUCAAAGCAUGCAGUUGCCUAUCGUCAGAUGUCGCUAUUGCUUCGUCGUCCCCCUGGACGUGAAGCUUACCCUGGGGAUGUCUUUUAUCUCCAUUCUCGCCUCUUAGAACGUGCAGCAAAACUGAAUGACAAACACGGUGGCGGCUCACUCACUGCUCUUCCUAUUAUCGAGACACAAGGCGGGGAUGUGUCGGCGUACAUUCCCACGAACGUCAUUUCCAUUACGGAUGGUCAGAUAUACCUAGAAUCUGAACUCUUUAACAGAGGUAUACGUCCUGCGAUUAAUGUUGGACUCUCCGUUUCUCGGGUCGGCUCCGCAGCCCAGGUUAGAGCUAUGAAACAAGUCGCUGGCUCACUCAAGCUAUAUUUAGCACAGUACCGCGAGAUUGCUGCAUUUUCUCAGUUCGGAUCAGACCUUGAUGCUGCCACCAAGCAAACUCUCAGACGUGGUGAGCAUCUGACUGAGCUCUUGAAGCAAAAGCAGUACGCUCCAAUGGCUGUCAAUGAGAUAGUGCCCUUGUUAUAUGCGGGAAUCAAUGGUCUUAUCGACGGAAUACCAAUUAGCCAACUCCAACGCUGGGAGGAAAAUGUCCUCGCCUAUUUCAAAAACUAUGAGCCUGAGGUACUCGCCAAGAUCGAAAAGGAUGGCAAACUAAGCUAUGACUUAGAAGCUCAAAUCAAGGAUGUAAUUAUAGCGUUCAACAGAGCCUUCCCAUGA
Molecule: messenger RNA, 1662 nt
Organism: Aspergillus puulaauensis
Lineage: Eukaryota; Fungi; Ascomycota; Eurotiomycetes; Eurotiales; Aspergillaceae
Product: F0F1 ATP synthase subunit alpha
Exons: 1
Coding region: 1-1662 (553 amino acids)
Biological process (GO): proton transmembrane transport; proton motive force-driven ATP synthesis
Molecular function (GO): ADP binding; ATP binding; proton-transporting ATP synthase activity, rotational mechanism
Source: RefSeq, a predicted model, not a curated record